Messenger RNA from Microtus oregoni (creeping vole), 1573 nucleotides. RefSeq names its product CCAAT enhancer binding protein beta (gene Cebpb). Gene Ontology annotation, biological process: DNA-templated transcription; regulation of transcription by RNA polymerase II; regulation of cell differentiation. The record is from RefSeq and is a predicted model, not a curated record. Lineage: Eukaryota; Metazoa; Chordata; Mammalia; Rodentia; Cricetidae. Gene Ontology annotation, molecular function: RNA polymerase II cis-regulatory region sequence-specific DNA binding; DNA-binding transcription factor activity, RNA polymerase II-specific. The transcript has a single exon. Bases 142 to 1038 code for a protein of 298 amino acids.
CGGGAGGGGCCGGGGCGGCCCCGGCGUGACGCAGCCUUGUUGCCAGGCGCCGCCUUAUAAACCUCCCUCUCGGCCGCCGCCGAGCCGAGUCCGAGCCGCGCACGGGACCGGGACGCAGCGGAGCCCGCGGGCCCCGCGUUCAUGCACCGCCUGCUGGCCUGGGACGCAGCAUGCCUCCCGCCGCCGCCCGCCGCCUUUAGACCCAUGGAAGUGGCCAACUUCUACUACGAGCCCGACUGCCUGGCCUACGGGGCCAAGGCGGCCCGCGCCGCGCCGCGCGCCCCCGCCGCCGAACCGGCCAUCGGCGAGCACGAGCGCGCCAUUGACUUCAGCCCCUACCUGGAGCCGCUCGCGCCCGCCGCGGACUUCGCCGCGCCCGCGCCCGCGCCCGCGCACCACGACUUCCUUUCCGACCUCUUCGCCGACGACUACGGCGCCAAGCCGGCCAAGAAGCCGGCCGACUACAGUUACGUGAGCCUCGGGCGCGCGGGCGCCAAGGCCGCGCCGCCUGCCUGCUUCCCGCCGCCGCCUCCCGCCGCGCUCAAGGCGGAGCCGGGCUUCGAACCCGCGGACUGUAAGCGCGCGGACGACGCGCCCGCCAUGGCGGCCGGGUUCCCGUUCGCCCUGCGCGCCUACCUGGGCUACCAGGCGACGCCGAGCGGCAGCAGCGGCAGCCUGUCCACGUCGUCGUCGUCCAGCCCGCCCGGCACACCGAGCCCCGCCGACGCCAAGGCCGCGCCCGCAGCCUGCUUCGCGGGGCCGCCGGCCGCGCCCGCCAAGGCCAAGGCCAAGAAGGCGGUGGACAAGCUUAGCGACGAGUACAAGAUGCGGCGCGAGCGCAACAACAUCGCGGUGCGCAAGAGCCGCGACAAGGCUAAGAUGCGCAACCUGGAGACGCAGCACAAGGUGCUGGAGCUGACGGCCGAGAACGAGCGGCUGCAGAAGAAGGUGGAGCAGCUGUCGCGAGAGCUCAGCACCCUGCGGAACUUGUUCAAGCAGCUGCCCGAGCCGCUGCUGGCCUCGGCGACUCACUGCUAGCGCGCCGGGGGGUGCCGUGGGGGGCGCCGCUGCGGCCACCGUGGGCUCCGUGCGCUCUGCCCCGCGCGCGCCUGCCCCGCGCGCACCGAGGGCCCCGUGCGUGCCUCGCGCGCACCUGCACCUGCACCGAGGGGACACCGUGGGCACCGCGCGCACGCACCUGCACCGCGCACCCGGUUUCAGGACUUGAUGCAAUCCGGAUCAAACGUGGCUGAGCGCGUGUGGACACGGGACUGACGCAACACACGUGUAACUGUCAGCCGGGCCCUGAGUAAUCACUUAAAGAUGUUCCUGCGGGGUUGUUGCUGUUGAUGUUUUUGGUUUUUUCGUUUUCGUUUUUUCUUUUUGGUCUUAUUAUUUUUUUGUAUUAUAAAAAAGUUCUAUUUCUAUGAGAAAAGAGGCGUAUGUAUAUUUUGAGAACCUUUUCCGUUUCGAGCAUUAAAGUGAAGACAUUUUAAUAAACUUUUUUUGGAGAAUGUUUAAAAGCCUUUUGGGGGCAGUAGUUGGCUUUUGAAAAAAAUUUUUUCUUCCCUUC